UAAAUUAUAACGAAAAAACACAAUGUACUCCGUCCUCCCGGCAAAAAACCCAUAAACCUUCCAAAAACCCCUUCCAAAACGUUUCAGAGCUCUCCCAAAUUAGCUUAUGCUCUCGUUCACACACAGACUCCGGACCUUGUCCUCAUCUCCAUGCUCCAAAUCUCAUCUUCUUCGAUCCCUCCGGACGGACGCCGGACCGCCCAGGCGCCGGUCGAAGCCGGCGGCAUUUGCUGCAAAGAACGCGGACGAGAAGUCAGAGUGGUGGGCAGUUGACGGCGAAAUGCACGAAAUUGGCGAAAAUGUGCCGCCUCGCGAGCGCUUCGUUAUACCCAGAGAAAAUAUCCCCAAUCGGCGCCGGAAGCAGCUCAGGGAACAGUUCAUGCGCCGGACUCGCCUCGUUCUCAAGGAAUCUGAGCAUGAGCCUUGGUGCAAAAAGUACAUGGAGCUUUAUCAGGAGCUUAGAGAAAACUGGGAGAGGCUGUACUGGGACGAGGGAUACUCUAAAAAACUUGCCCAGGAACAUGCAAAUUAUGAGUCUGCUGAAGAUGAGGAUUUCUCCCCUUAUAGGAAUAGGCAAUCCAGUGUUGAUCAAAGUAAGGACCAGGGUUUUAGAAGGAACACGCAAGGUGGUAACCGGGAGAAGGUCAGCCAGAUUAGAGAUAAGUUUGAAUACGACAGGGACAGAAGAAUGAGAGAAAGAGCAUUUGCACCCAUACGUGGCGAUCCCGCUUUUGUAUCACAGAAUCCAAAUUCCCGGAUGCAACGAAGAGAUGUGGAGCCGCAAAGGUACUUUUCCGAGAGCGACAGUGACUGAAAUGGACUAAGAUUUAUGUGCGUCUUUGUAAAGGCGAGGUUAGGAAUGAGCUUACAGUUCAUCUUUCCCUCUGCUGCCUGUUGUUACCAGUAUCUGCAGCUGAUAAGGUGUCUUGUCCAUCUCAAGUUUUAAAACAACCAGAGUCGUUUUGGUUGUUUUGAUAGAUUCAACUCGAGAUCCACGGUUGGUUUCGAUUUUGUAUUGAUAUGCUCCAUAGAAUGAACACAAAUGAACUGACCUUUUAUUACCGUUAUAUUCAGACGACGUUACCGAUUGAGAGCUUGGUGAUGGAUAUAUUUAAAUGUAGGGUCCAUUCUCCCUAGCCUCUCGCAA
Messenger RNA from Momordica charantia (bitter melon), 1147 nucleotides. RefSeq lists its product as uncharacterized. The record is from RefSeq and is a predicted model, not a curated record. NCBI's taxonomy places the organism in Eukaryota, Viridiplantae, Streptophyta, Magnoliopsida, Cucurbitales, Cucurbitaceae.